Harmonia axyridis is the source of this 2688-nucleotide messenger RNA. RefSeq names its product V-type proton ATPase catalytic subunit A. Gene Ontology annotation, biological process: ATP metabolic process; proton transmembrane transport. The transcript is spliced from 9 exons. Bases 174 to 2018 code for a protein of 614 amino acids. Gene Ontology annotation, molecular function: ATP hydrolysis activity; ATP binding; proton-transporting ATPase activity, rotational mechanism. Gene Ontology annotation, cellular component: proton-transporting V-type ATPase, V1 domain; lysosomal membrane. NCBI's taxonomy places the organism in Eukaryota, Metazoa, Arthropoda, Insecta, Coleoptera, Coccinellidae. The record is from RefSeq and is a predicted model, not a curated record.
CCAAGCUUUAAUCAGUAAAGUCAGCUGACUUUUCGGAACCUUGUGACAAUUUCAGUACUCAGGGGUUCACGUCUGUAGUUCAUAUUUUCAGUCUUUCUGGGAAAUUGGGCGAGGUUUUGGUGAUCCUGUGGUGUUUUUCAUUUUACUAAUCUUUCGGUGAAAAACAAUACAAAAUGUCGAACUUACGAUUAAUAAGGGACGAGGAAAAGGAAUCUGAAUAUGGUUAUGUUCAUGCAGUUUCUGGACCAGUCGUAACUGCUGAAAAAAUGUGUGGUUCGGCUAUGUACGAACUUGUAAGAGUCGGUUACUUUGAAUUGGUUGGUGAAAUUAUCCGUCUUGAAGGUGACAUGGCCACAAUUCAGGUAUAUGAAGAAACUUCUGGUGUUACUGUUGGAGAUCCCGUUCUACGUACUGGUAAACCAUUGUCGGUUGAGUUGGGUCCUGGUAUUAUGGGUUCAAUUUUUGACGGUAUCCAGCGUCCUCUGAAAGAUAUCAAUGUUUUAACAGAGAGUAUCUACAUUCCUAAAGGUAUCAAUGUACCUUGUUUGUCCAGAACUGCUAAGUGGGACUUCAAUCCUAUUAAUAUCAAAUUGGGAUCCCAUUUGACCGGUGGAGAUAUUUAUGGUAUAGUCCACGAAAAUACCUUGGUGAAACAAAAAUUGAUGUUGCCUCCAAAAUCUAAGGGUACAGUCACAUACGUCGCAGAACCUGGAAGUUAUACUGUUGAUGAUAUUGUCUUGGAAACCGAAUUCGAUGGUGAACGCUCAAAAUAUACUAUGUUGCAAGUUUGGCCAGUACGUCAACCACGUCCAGUCAGUGAAAAAUUGCCAGCUAAUCAUCCUCUACUUACUGGACAGAGAGUUUUGGAUUCUCUUUUCCCAUGUGUCCAGGGAGGAACUACUGCUAUACCUGGUGCUUUCGGUUGUGGAAAAACUGUCAUCUCACAAUCUCUGUCCAAAUACUCCAACUCAGAUGUCAUCAUCUAUGUCGGUUGCGGAGAAAGAGGUAACGAAAUGUCUGAGGUACUCCGGGACUUCCCCGAACUGACUGUCGAAAUCGAAGGACAGACCGAAUCCAUCAUGAAGCGUACCGCCUUGGUGGCCAACACCUCCAACAUGCCUGUCGCCGCCCGUGAGGCUUCCAUCUACACCGGUAUCACUCUAUCCGAGUACUUCAGGGACAUGGGUUACAACGUGUCCAUGAUGGCCGAUUCCACCUCUCGUUGGGCUGAAGCCUUGAGAGAAAUCUCCGGUCGUUUGGCCGAGAUGCCUGCCGAUUCAGGCUACCCCGCCUACCUGGGGGCCCGUCUGGCCUCCUUCUACGAGCGUGCCGGUCGCGUCAAAUGUCUGGGUAACCCCGAUCGAGAGGGCUCCGUGUCCAUCGUAGGAGCCGUAUCGCCACCUGGUGGUGACUUCUCAGAUCCCGUCACUUCGGCCACUCUGGGUAUCGUGCAGGUGUUCUGGGGAUUGGACAAGAAGCUGGCCCAACGUAAACAUUUCCCCUCCAUCAACUGGCUGAUUUCCUACUCGAAGUACACCAGGGCUCUGGACGAUUUCUACGACAAGAACUUCGCAGAGUUUGUGCCCUUGAGGACCAAGGUUAAGGAAAUCUUGCAGGAAGAAGAGGACUUGUCCGAAAUUGUACAACUGGUAGGAAAAGCAUCACUAGCAGAAACCGACAAGAUCACCCUUGAGGUAGCCAAGCUUCUGAAGGAAGAUUUCUUGCAACAGAACUCCUAUUCAUCGUACGACAGAUUCUGCCCCUUCUACAAGACUGUCGGCAUGUUGAAAAACAUGAUCGGUCUUUACGACAUGGCCAGACAUGCAGUAGAAACUACCGCCCAAUCCGAAAACAAAAUUACAUGGAACGUAAUCAGGGAGGCGAUGAACAACAUUUUGUACCAACUCAGCAGUAUGAAGUUCAAGGAUCCCGUGAAAGACGGAGAGGCUAAAAUCAAAGCCGAUUUCGAUCAGCUUUACGAGGACAUACAGCAGGCUUUCAGAAACUUAGAAGAUUAGGUAGACUGACAUAAGGUAUAGAACUCAUUAAGGCCUCUGACAUUGUCUGGACUCAUUUUCAUAUCCAAGUCAACUUUGUACGGCCAUUAUAACACAUACAUAUGUUGAUAUUUCAUUGUAAGUGUACAAUACUAUGUAUAUAUAUGAGGUGGAUCAAGAAUGCAUCUGAAACUUACAUCAAACGGUCGGUUUCAUGCAAUAAGAAUUUUUUUGAACGAGAUUAUUGUUGAUUAGCAACAAUCGGCAAGAUAUGGAUACAUUUGAAGCUGAUAUUACUUAGAAAUUUCCUGAGAUGUAAUUUUGGAUCACCUUGUCUAUUGAAUUAGAAUAAUUUAGAAUUUAAUCGAGUUUUAGUGGUGAAGGUUUCAGCUAAUUCUGUUCACCUUUUUCCUUCAUUCCAAUUAUACUUUUAGGGAAAUUACAGUUUUUUUUUUGAGAUGAUUUUCUCAGUAUUACCCGUUACGAUGUUUUUUUGUCAUAUAAAUAUUUACUUUUUUUUUUUUGAAGUGCUGCAUAUAAUUCUUCAUAUCUAUAGUUUCCUAUUGCUUUACAUUUUAAUCCAAGUUUUAUUGUACAGUUAUCAAUUUUCAUAUAUAAUAGUUUAAAUUUUGAAUGUAGUUGAAAUGUUCUAUUGUGAACAAUAAUUAUGCAAUAUAUUGUUGUUUUGAAA